Micropterus salmoides (largemouth bass) is the source of this 21912-nucleotide messenger RNA. RefSeq names its product RIMS-binding protein 2. NCBI's taxonomy places the organism in Eukaryota, Metazoa, Chordata, Actinopteri, Centrarchiformes, Centrarchidae. Gene Ontology annotation, biological process: neuromuscular synaptic transmission. The transcript is spliced from 29 exons. Gene Ontology annotation, molecular function: protein binding. The coding region runs from base 11715 to 18434 and encodes 2239 amino acids. The record is from RefSeq and is a predicted model, not a curated record.
AGAUAUCCUCAUAUGAAUAUAAUAGAAUAUAAUUAUGUGCAGCUCUCAAGCAUUCUGUGUUGCUUUCAGAUUUAUUUCUCCUGUAGAUCAUAGUUUCUCAUGUAAUAUUGAACAAAUAUACCUUUCUGAAGGCAUUUUUUAUUUGUUAUUUAAAUGCAAGAUAUAUUUCAGAAAGUUUUUUUUCAACAAGUGAUGCUUUAAAAAAGUGGUGGGAACAAAAUCAGCCAUUUCAAAAUGUGUAAAUGACACCUGUGCUCGUCAAUAGAUAUUCUUUAUGCAAAACAAAGAGGCUCCAUGUAGAUCUGAGCUGUCAUCUGUGAGUGAUAUGCAAGUGUUUUGAUGCAACACAUAUUGUCACAGUGAAAAACGUUUCCAGCCGAUUAUAGGCUAGAUGACAUAACGCCUGAAGACUAAUAUCUUCCAGAGGGAUUUUUCUAACAAACACACCAAAUUAGUUUCAAGUUUAUAGUCCGGGGAGACAAAGUUCUUAUUCUAAGGAGGAGAAGAAAGGUUAAAUGGGAUUAACUUAAAUAUUACUUACUGGAUACAGCCCGUCUGUUUAUUUUUAUGUCUCCUGAAAUUUUGAUACAAAAAUAAUGUUAGUAAGGCAAACACUUGGAUAUCUGUUGGCUCUAUCACAAGACAAAACCAACAAGCUGCACAUAAGCACAUUUGAAUCAAUUGCUCUGUACUAGGGCCUAUCUGUUGAUCCAUAAUGUGCAGUCAGUGAGUGGAAUUGAUCCUGGCUUCCUUCAAAAUAACUGCAGGGCUUUUAGCCAGUUAUCACUGGUAAACACAGGGCAGACAGUGUACACAAAAGCUGUCAUCUACAGGGAGUUCAUAUGCAGGUACACUGUGUUCUUAAAGCCUCAAUGCUUAAGCAUUUCAUACCACCAACCUCCGGUUCUUAGCUAGAGUAGGAAAAAUUACCCCUUACUGAAAUUAUACACUAUACAGAAGCUGUUCUAGUGGACACUUGCCAUUGAGAACUUGAAACAAGUGCACUAGACUUUAAUGUCUAUUAUUAUUCCAUUUAAUAUAUUUCCCUUUAACCAAAGAAUGCACAACAAAUAUCACUGAGGAAGUGUCCUUUAGCUAUUUAAAAAACUUACUUACAUGUUAUUACUUCAUAAGUGCAAAUGAAAACCAAAAUGCAGUUAUUAUUUUAUCUACUACCCCUUUACUAAUUUACUGUCAUAUUUCUCAAAAAUGACCCAAAUAUAGAAAAAUACAUAAAAAAAAACACUUGUUGUCCUGAUCUCAUGCAGAAGGUGAACUUCCUAAUAGCCCUCUGUAGUUUUUGGUCAAAUCCUACAUGGCAUCCCCGGCCCCCACCCACAUACUCACCAAAUCGUAGCAGCACACUGACGGCAACUAAGACUAGGGAACCCAGCAGGGACACCAGGAGCCAGACGGCCGGGUUCCAGCACCUACACUCGCUCUCCGCCACGCGCUGGCCUCGCAUGGCUGCCUGACUGACCAUCCGCCUGCAACAUACACAUUCACACACACUGUCAGUCUCUCUCAUCCAGCUGCCCGAAGUCCUGAGCUACAUGUGAGCGCACCUCUAAAUGUAGCAGAUUAGAGCGUUGUAGACACUUUUCUGCUACUACAAACGCAAUCACUAUUUUCUGUCCUGGUUCAGAGUAGCCUAAUUAUAGUAUUGGAUUGUUUUCUCUGAUGGCGCCUGCAGCUGUUGGUAUUGUGCUGUAGUAGGUAUUGAUGGUAGUCCGAAGUCAGGCUUGGGAAAUGUGCCACUCAAAAAGAACUUGUUUUUUGGAGAUCAUGUGAUGCACAUGACUCCCUGUGGACAUAAGAGGCCUGUAAGGAGGUUUGUAUGUCAUAAAAACACUUCUCAGAGCAAACCUGGAACAGAUUAUAAAGUCACCCCAGUUCCCCAGACAUAGACAUGUGCCACCGAAAAAUUCUGCUGUUGCCAAGAAAACACCGGGAACUCAGAAUCAAGUUACUUACUGUGCUGUUUUGUAAGCACAAAAUGGCCGUGCACGGACCUGGCAGCUGGUAGCAGAGGCCGGAACAAGAGAACCAGGGUGAGGUCUGUUACACUGAUGGUUACACUGAGGAAGUCUAAUUUCCAAGCUUCGCAGCACCAUCAACAGCUGGGGGAGGCUUGUGUUACAGAAAGAGGUGGGCACCUGUGGCAUGGUUUUUGAUAAUCAAGGGGAUUUUCCUACAGACAGAGAAUAUUGGGAUUCGCUGACAAUCACUCAAUCAUUGGAGUUAGAUAGUACUGUGGUCAGACAUUAAAUACCCUGUAUUCUUCUCAUGUGAAAACUAGGAUGAAUGACAUUUAGCUAAAACCGAAAGGGAAUUAGGUUACUGAAAUGCCGAAAGAAAAAGCAAUACAGUAUAUCAUAAGAUCACCAUGGGGAAGUUGGAAUUCCAAAUGUCACAUAUUCUUUAAGUAUCCCAGAAAUUAAUUGACUUGUGUUUAUUAGAAGCAUGGUGUCAUUAGGAGACCACAGCAUGUGGCUUGGGUUGUUUGUCUCUUCACUGAUGCAGAAUUCCCCCUGACCUUACACAGGAAUGUGUAUUAGGGGAUGAUGAGGGGAGAAUUUGAUAUUGGCCCCUCGAGAUAGUGGACAUUCCGAGCCCAGGGGGCACAAAAAGACAUUUCUGCUUUCUGUGGUCCCCAUCGUCAGGCAUAAACACUGCUUCCUGCAAUCUGUCACUAGAACCCUCCAAAACGCUUAGGCACCUGAUGACACUGCAGGGGCGCCUCUCAUCUCGUUGGAGAACAGGAGGCAGGAAGGAGAAGGGGGGAUGUUAAAAUCUUGAGCCACUGUACAGUAUACAUACAGUUAUCUUCAGCUUGUGGAGGUAUAUUUAACACACAAGCUUUUGUGGGGUCAUUAGUGACAAGAAAACAACUCUGGACAGUGCAGUCUUCAUCCAGGUCCAGUCCUUUUUUGCUGGACUAUUGCGUUGUCUCAAAAGGUGCAGUGCAGAAGGCCAGAGACCCACAGAGAGAUCAUUGUGCAUCCAAUUGGGAGGUGGGGAUUUUAACACCAACACAGCGCUCCAGAACCACGUCUGUCUCAUUUGCAGACUGUACCAACAAACCCCUCGAAACUCUGGGACAAAUGGCUCAGUUGUGAGGGAUGAAAAAUAAUCUAGUCCCCAAUGUUAUGUUUUUCAAUACUCCAUUCAUGGUAGGAUGUAGCGCAGAUCCGCUGGGGAAUAAUGUUGCCUUUUGUGUCGGCUCUGCUUCCCCUCCCUUCUCACUUCCCUGUGCUGAGAAAUAGCUGAAAGAUCUCGGCCCCACAAAAAUACCCCUUAAUGUCUGAGAUAAACCAAAGAAUAAUGCUGUCAGUCUCUUUAACUGGGAGAUUUUCAUGCCAGCUAAACAGAGAAUCAGUGCAUUUGUCAGCAUAGUUUUUUUUUUCUGCAAAGGCUAUUGAGUUUUUUGUGGAAUGUCACAAAAAAAUGACAAAAGACAGACAUCUUGUUGAACACAAGGAAAUGGCUUUCCCCAAUAUUAGAAUUUAGAAUUUAAUAGUAAUAAAUCGCAGAAUCUGAACGUGUUUGACAUUGUAUGAUCAUUGUAUAAUAAGGAUCUGCCUUACAACAGUGUACAGUCUUAACAUCUUCGUUAACCUCUAUCCCUUCGCAUUAUAAUGUCAUAGCAAAAACAACUUAAAUGAUGGAGAAAAACUAGAUUUAAAGACAUAACCAUCCAUUGACACUUCAAGUAUCAUAAUAAUCAAAUGAAGCAAAUAAAUAAAUCAAAAGCAACAUGGUAGUACAUAAAAAAUACAUACCUGUUAAGUAUUUAUCUUCACCCACAAUAAAAAACUAAAUAAAAAUAAAAUAGGUUUUCUCCCCCAGAAACAAAGCACAAAAAAUGUCCUCAGUGCAAAUAGCAGGCAGUUUAAUUCCACAAGUCACAAAGAAAACACAGAAACUUGUAGAAAUGUAAGUAGGACACUCAGAGUAUCCAGCGCUACUUGUUUAAGGUGUUUCAUCUCCUUAACCCUGCCUGACUAUAAGUACCUGGCUUCAGCGGCAGAGAUUACGUAAAACAAUAAAUACCAUAGCAUUGUAUGUUAAUAUUCCAACACCCUGCACUGGUCUAUGCUUAAGACAAGCAGGAGGGGCAAAAAGAAAAAGAAAAAAAAAGACAAAGACAAUGAAAGCUAACCCUUCACUGCUACCACUGCAUCUCCAGUUUCAGGUAGCGCUCAGAGAAGGUGCGGUCCUGCUCAUCUCUGCACACACUCGCAGGGGGAGACAAGGCUGUGGCUCAGGUCCUGUGUCUGUGAAUGUGUGUGUGUGUGAAUGUGUGUGUGUGCAUAGAACCCACACAGAAGUACUCUAGAGCAAAACACUGUGCGAUUAUGAUGCAAUGAAAGUUAUAAAUCAGAACGUCGUACACAGAAGUUCCUAGAGAGUUUUGAAGAAAUCCUCCAGUCCUCGUUAACUCCCACAGAAAACUGAUGACUGACAAAUGAUCCACCGCAGUGGAAUGAAAAGACAAGGGAAAAUGAAGAUGAAGAUCUUGGCUGAGUGCUUAAUAAUGCAACUUUGAAGCGGACAUAAAAUUAUGCUCAAUGUGAGCUCUCCUUUAAAGUUCCGACACCACCUUUCAUCAGAUGAAUGAACGAUACACUUUCUUAAAAUAAUCUUCACCAACAUGAUCUCACCCUCAGCAUGCGCAUCAUCUGAAAUAAAUAGUACUCCACAAACCUUAUUCCAUAAAUUCCUGCACUCCAUCUAGUGUAUUUGUUUUCCAAAAAGUUUCUCCUUUCAGAUAGAAAGAAGCUUUAUGUGUCUGAAUGUGUAAUAUUUCAAACAUACUGUAUUCUAUAGUUCUUUCAAUCGUCCUCUUACAAAGAAAAGCCUGGGGCCUCUCUGAAUUGUGCAGCAGACUAAUUGCAAUUGCUUCCAAACACUAAUCCCUCUUGAGCCGUGGAGAAACGUGCAAGCUGUCCACGGCCAUUAACAGGCUUUUCAAGGGCCAAUUCAGGCCUCCUUCCUGCGGCUUCACAUGAAACAGUAGUUAACCCAAAAUACAGGGAUUCUGUUACACUAAGUUACAUUUCUGAACCCCCAGGAUAGGAUUGAGACACUGCAUCACACAGCCCAAAUUACAGAUUUACUAUAUAGCCUUGUCUUGCCAUCUUUGGUCUGGCUGCGAAUUACUCCACAGUAAACAACAGUAUGAAUGUGUGUGUGUGUGUGUGUGUGUGUGUGUGUGUGUGUGUGUGUGUGUUUUGAAUCAGUGUGUUUCCAGAGCAAACUUAGAACGGUUACUGUAAAUAUUCCAACUAUUACUUACAAUAGUUACUCGUUGAGUUAUUAGUUUCAGCUAAUUAUUUUUUAUUUACUUAGUUACUUACCUGAGUUUUUACUUCAUUAGCUAAUUUAUUGACCACUUGGGGGCAGCAGAAACAAGCUGUGAACACAACCCUAACAUAUUUGCACCUUAUAAAAUCUUUAUAGCACAAUUAUUAGCAAACAGCUGGCCUUUUUACACACCCAGGGAUACAGAGCAACACUGUCAUUCAUUCGGAGUCGUGUUUGUGACCACCUGAUGAGUGUGAGUCCAAUAUUAAUUCACGUUUUAGCUCUGUUUUUGGUCUCCACCAAUUUCUGAGGGAAAAAUCUGGUUCUUUGGUUGCUAAAAGCUUCACUAUAUUCACUAUUGCUAACUUUGUCUUUCUGUGAUUGAUGCUGAGCAGGUAGUGUACAGUGGGUUCAUCAGCGAUUUUUUAAUGAAUCAAAAGGUAAAGUUGCGGGCUAUGACACCAAAACAAUGAGCUGAAAAAUGCUAAAACAUUUUGUACAUCAUAGAGCUGAGGGGAACUACAUAGUCAGGUUUGGUUUGUAAUUAAGAGUGACCUCUCCUACAUAAAAGUCAUAUGAUGAUGAAAAUGUCUGCUGCAUUCUUACAAUUAAUUCUGUAACCUGGGAACAACUGUCAAAUAUACUUUACAGAUGUGUAAUUUCAAGACAUAACCACAUUAUAAAUAUAACAGUAGUAAAAGUAAUACAUUUGUAGAUUCUGUAGCACACUCAUUAUCUGUUUACUAUGAAGGAAGAAAAACCAGCUGUUUGAUCCUUAUUGAAAUAUACAAGAAUUAUAAUUUCUCCCCAAGGUGCUAAUAAAUCGAGGAAAGAACAAGAUAGUUGAUUUAUCUCCUGACUGUAUCACAGCAUUGGAACACUGCUGGUCUAUCAGAUCCACAGUAACCACGGUAAUGAUUGCGACAUUUCAAAAAACUAUUCCUUAAUAUUAUUUUCAUUGUGGCUUAGUAUUUCUUCUUUGCUGUCACCUAGUAUUUAAAAACUAUAUAUGCGGCACACAGUCACAGUUGAUGAGGGAUCUACAGGUGUCAUCCCUCUCCCAGUGUGUUGGAGGGUUAGGCUUAAGUGUUACUGGACUCUUCCACACACAUAUUACAAGGAUUCCCAGCUGUGCUAAGACAUACAGUGAUGGAGAGAUGAUCAGCAGUGGUCACCUACAAUACAAGCCUGACUGUGAGUUAAAAAGCCUCCCUCUUCUUCUAAGUGCUUAGGGGCACUGCAGUGAGGAAUCUCUUUGAUAGAUAACUAUGUUAUUUCCUCACUCAUUUCCUCAAUGUUGUAUUGUUAAUGUUGGAGUCUGAAUUUUGUGGGACCAGCUUAUGUAAGCUGUACACACAGUGAGAGUAAACUCAAAAACUAGAUUCCCGCGCACUCCAGUUCAUCAACCUGAACCACACUAACCUGCUUGAAUGUGAUAUAUUGAUUGGAAAUCAGUCCAAUGAGCUCAGAUGUUUGUGCUGGUCUAUUACCAUUAUGGGGCUUAGAUGAAAAGAGAGAAACAAAGCUUCCGCAAACAAAAGGCAGGAAGGAAGGAAAGGCUCAAUGAAGACCUUUCCAAAUUUCCAAGAAGAGACACACGCAAUGUGAGCCAAACGGGCUAUUUUCAGUUGGAAAUUGUGAUGUUUCUCUUAGUGUGUGAUAAUUUGGUGGGGUCGGCUAUGGUAUAUGUUCUUGGAGUCUAUUUUACAUAACUCCAGUGGAGCACACUAUAAGGGGUAGCAAGUUCAUAGAUCACCUUUGGUUUUGUCAUGGUGUCAAAGUCUCACAAAGCUAUAGGUUAGGUAAAUGAAUUCGUUCUGUAGUCAUGAGGGUCUUGAAUUUGAGCUUGACACAAAUAGUGCCACGUGACAUCCUGUUACCUUUGUCUUGGACUAUUAUUUCAAGUGGGUCAUGACGACAGGUAUUGGAUAUUGCAGGUGGGAAAACUGUGACACAAAUAUCAUCCAGACGUCAAGACUUUGAGAUUUAAGUCCUUUAUUGCCAUGUAAUUCCUAAAUUCCUUCACAAAAAUUAAUCACAGCAGUGAGUAUGAUGCAUAACAUGUGGGCUCAAUAAAUAGACUUGGUCUGGUGACUUUGAUCUUGGUGUUCGUUUUUAAGAUUUCAGUGACAAAUUGCUGCCGGUAUGUUACAUCGUCUCCAGGGUAUUGCGCCAGUGCCGGCAAAAUAAUUGUUUGAUUCCGGGACUCAGAUGUCUUGGAAAUAAAAGACACUAGGACAAAACCACACCUGCCUCCGGUCAUUUGGCUCGUGUAGUGAAAACACUUGAAACACACACAAAGGUUUUACUUGAAAUAUUGUUUUAAUACAAAUUACAGAAUAAGCCACAAAAGACACUUUAUUCUUGCAAAAGAUCAGAUUAUAAAAUAUGAAACUACAGACGACAACAAAAGAAGUCGGCAGAGUAUCACAUAUGAUUCAAAAAGGCAAAUAUAUAUUUUGCUGAUGCUUUUCGCAUUAUCACAAUUCUAUCACAUUAUAAAAUAUACAGAAAGAUGUACCUCGCAUCACAGAUGGUGUCCCACUGAGUUGUUCCAAAAAUACAGGAAUCCCACAGUAUGUGCCAGAAUAUAUUACAUGUGAAAAUUUAGGUAUAGGUACAGAAACAUGAUCACAGCAUGUGCCUGGUCUCAUCACGUGCAGAUCACAGUCGAGGCAGAUUUACAGUGGGGUCAAAAGCAGCCCAAACACAGAAACAGGAUAUCUACUGUAUUUGCAGGGAGGUCUUUUAACUCUUAGAAGCAAACUGCGUUAAAUGUUUAAGGAGAUACAGCCACAGGCACUGGAAUAUUUUUGCAGUGCAUGUGCUCUCCCUCUCUCUCUGUUCCUGCCUCUUCCCAACAGUCUGCCACACGUGAGCAUACAGAGAUGGAAAUGAGAGAGGGAGCGGUCCAAGGACACCCUGAUAACGCAGAGUGAUGUACUGAAUUUCUCUCUUUCUGUCCAUCUCUGUCACUUUCACCCUCACAAUGAGCACAAACCGUUAGAGAUGCUCUCCCCUAAUGCACUUGCACUACUGAUAAAUUACACUGCAAACAUACUUAUAUUCUCUCUCUACUUAUACAAAUGCCACCCAGUGGCCAGGCAUGGCAUGUUUGGCCUCUUUGAUGGAUUUUGGCAACAUGAUAUUGAAAAGGUAUGUACAUACCGUUGAGGAUUUAUACAUUUCAAUAUCAUUGUCGUUGCCAAAUAAGGAAAUCUCAGGAAGCAUUUUCAAGCAACGACCAAGGGAUCAUAUUAAACAGCGCAUUCCUGUUGAUUACCUCCUCACGUGCAGAGAAAAGUGAGAUAUAUAACUAGGAUAACGAUAGCAAUCACAUAUUAGAUGAAAUGCAUAUUGUGAAAUGCAACUGACAACUCGACCAGACUGACUAAAAUAUUACUGUGACCACGAUGCAAGCAUAAAAACAUAAAGGAUUCAAUUCCUGGUGAAAGGAAAUGUAAGAUGGUGGAUAGUCCUCACAAUCAGAUCAGGUAACAUAAAGUGUUGCGAAAUCAGACCUAUUGAAAAAACAAGGAUCUAUGGUGAGAUCUGUUUCCCUUUACCACCACCUACAGACUUUCCCUCCCUCCCAAGCCCCUGUUUGUCCUUCCCUGCCUCCUCAUUAGCCACUUGUUCUGCACUUCCUAAUUAUCUUUCCUUGGUGUAUUCAGACAUUGAGAAUGUUUCCUCUGUCUAGUUAACUGCAUAGCUUUACUGUCAUAAUGUCCAGCCAUUCUUUAAUCCCGUUUCCUGUCUUACUACAAACAGUGUUUUUUUUUUAACAUCCCCUGUGCCUGCCACUAGUCUCUGCACGCUUGACUUUGAACUUUGAUUUAGUAAAUGUAUUUUCAGCCCAGCCUGCUGUGUUCUGUGUCUGCUGCUUCCCUCCUUCCUGUUUGCAAGUUAUCCAAAACUGUGACACAAGGGACAUUUUGCCAGUGCUUUAAAACACAUGCACACACACAUCACCGGUGUUCCUCUUUCAUUAAACACUGUGCAGACACCUGACAUUACACGGAGAAAAUACAAUUAAAAGAUGAUAAACGCUAAGAGAAGGUUUUAUGUUAAUAUUGCAAUUUAUGGUACUAUUGGAUUCUAGAGUAGGCCCUUUUACAGCAGCCAUUUUGGCUUGUUAUAUUAGGAAAAGCACAGGUGACAACAUUAAUGAUGGCUUUGUUCUAUUCUAAGUUCUAUUCCAGUAACCCAUGAUAGUGUGACAAAGAGCCAGGGUGCAUAAUACCUGCACCUGAAAGUGAAGCAUGGAAGGAAAUGGAAUACCAUCAUUCAUUUUAUCAUUUGAGCUUUUCCUACAGUGACAUGUUAAAUGUCUUUUGGUGAAAAAUGUGACCUACUGUUUCUGUGAAAUCUUAUAAUUCAUAACAUUUGAUUUCAAGGGAGCAUAUUGUAGCUUAUUCAUUAAACUGUGUUUUCUCCCAGAAGAUACCAGUGUAUAAUUAUUUGUCUAAUUAUUUCUCCCAGAGGACAAAAUAACACUGGUUUCAUAAAAUGGGAUUCUUAUCCACAGCACAUAAAUAUUAAGGUAUAUUAACCCUCAAAACUCUUGCAUACAUAUAAUUAUCAUGACAAAAAAAGAAUAUAAUGCAGGUUGUCAGGUUAUCUGCCAACUUGACCAUUAGUUAGUGGUUUAGUAAGGAGCAUUAGGAGAAUGCUUUGCAUUAAAAUAUAGUUAAUAAUAAUAAUAAUAAUUACGCCUGUUUAUGAUAAAUCAAAAUAUGAUCCAAUACGAUGCUCCCUCUUCACUCUGUACUAGCAGCCUGCCGCCACUAGUGGUCACCCGUCUCACACAAGUUAGUUGGACUCGGUUUAACGCAAUGAUUAUGUUGCCUUCAGGGAUUGACAGAAAUACUGCAAUUAGUGUAAAAACGCACAUAAACACUUAAAUGCACCGGCACCCCAAAAAGGCAGGGUAUUUAUUAACUAGGAAGUUUAGGAGAAGAGGAAAAUGCAAUUAGUAGGAAUGGUAGAGAUGUAAACAAUAACUCCUGAGAGAUAAAUUAGUACUGAAACUUUGAUGCAAACAUUGCACUGUCAAUAAAAAUGACUCUCCCCGUUGUGUUGUUGGAGGACAAUGCAAAUCUAUCGCGCUUGACUUUCAACAUUCACACGGAAAAUUUGUUUUGGUAUUCCUAAUGAUUGUCAUUUCAUCUGAGCUCAAUGAUGAGACGUGGACGAAGCGCACUUGAAUGCAGCAGUGUUCCCGGACGGGCCAGCAGAAUUACGCUGGACACACAAUGUGUAUGUGACACUGCUGCCUGACAGAUAAACAAACCCCUUCUUGUGUGGCUCUAUGGACCUUUAACAGCUGAACGGUAUCAGUCUCAAUGUUGCUAGACAGCUCAUUUUAAUGCCGAUAAAAGCACUUUGGUUGAAAGAUAAUGACUCCAUUGAUGAAAUGUUAAAUAUAAGAAUUGCGUCCGCUGAGAGGUGAGUUUGAUACAACAAGUUGUGGCUAGAAAACUUAACGGUUAGCUAAUACUGGCUAACAAGACGUAGUAGCUAAUUUAGUGGUCAGGACUUGCUCUUUCCAGUAUACUACAGACUGUUAUUCACGCCGCUAAAUAGCGUUACAUACAUCAGCUACAUGACCAUAUAAUAGUUUGCUAAAUGAAGCUAGUUAAUUAGCCGUUGACCGAAGUCCCUUCCUCUGUAAUAUGAACCUUAUCCCUGCGCCCACACGGGCACCGCUAAGUUGGGCUAGCGAUGGGUGAAAUUGGCCACAGUAAUGAUAGCUAACGGUGCAUUACUGUUUGCGCUUUUCAAUGGAAGUUCACCAGUUCACUUGUUGCAUCCUCAGCUGACUGCUCCUAAGCAUAAGCUCCAUUAAUCGUAUCUCGUGCUGAGUAAAUUUAGAUUUGCCUGUUUGCUUUUAUGCUCUCCAGUGCUCAAAGGUUGUUCGUUCUACCAUACAUCUGCAUGAUACGGAUAUGUGUAAUUAAUUAAUAUUAAUGUCAUGAUUUGCUUGGUAGGUUUUAACAUCACAAGCUGCAUAGAGAGAGUUUCCAGAGGCAAAUUCUUUCUCCAUUUUUAACAAAAAGCACAAGUUUUCAUUGGUGUAUUCAUUGUGCUUGUUUUCCUGAAGCUCUCCAGAGGGCUGCCUUCUUUUUUCUGAAUCCUCUCUUUACCAGAGAAAACCAAUAGUCUAAUCAUCGUCUGUGCUUUCACCUUGCUGGAAACAUUGCAUUUCUUGUUACUACAUUCAUCUAAAACGUUUGAAAAUAACUAACCAUUUCUCCAAUACUCUCACAUCCCCCUCAUCUUUCCAGUGACCCGGUGUGAUAAUUGCAUGCUGCAUGUCCGAUAACCUCCCAUCACCCACCUGCACUUCCUCUCAUUUCUGAUGCAUGGCCCUCCUUUAGAGAUGAAUACGUCUCACCGUUCCUUGCAUGUUGUGCUGUGAAUGUGGCGUCAUGAGGAAAGACAGGGAUAACCCUCCGGCACUGUCAUCCACAAAACCAUGCCAGGGCCAGACACACUAUGGACGAGAGCUAAAAAGGCUGCAUGCUGAUUUGGAAGCAGAGAAGCACCGUACACAGCGGGCCAGUCGACACCUCUCUGUGGAGCUUAGGCACCUGCGGGAAGAAGCAGAGAGGGAACUGCAGAGGGCCGUGAGGGAGCUGACGGCCAGGCGAGGGUGCCAAAAAGACAGGCUCUAUAACAGACAUUGCCGUCUGCUGGCUAAUGAGGUGAACAUUAAAGACAGUGGACGAUGCGCUGAGGUUGAGUCCACAGGGAGAGAGGCUUUCUGUUUUGGAGAAACUUACACAAAGCUGGAGCAGUUGCUGCUGACGCUGAAUGAAAAUAUAAAUGGUGAGCAGGCAGUCUAUAAAUUGCAUCACAGGGAGGAAUUGGAGCUAGAAAAGGCCAUCUUCCUCUGCCACCUGCUAGAGGCCUAUGGAAGACUGGUGCAGGGGAGGCAGAGAGCAGAACCCCGCAGCUACAUUUUUAAAAAGCCAGAUCAAGAAGACAGCAGUAACUCCUGGCAGACAAAGCCUCUCCUAACAAACUCCAGGGCCUUGCUACAGAGAUCCCAGAGUGCCUCCCACUCACCAAACAAGAAAACCAAACAAGAUCGACGAAAGCAGCCUUUAGGGAGGGCCCUCACUGUAGCUGACCCCUGCACCACUGCUGCAGUCGUGGACACCUGUCGGGGCAGCUCUCUGAAAAUUUGUCACCCUCACAACACUCCCCAUGCAGGCUGGGACAACCAGCCCCCCUACUGCGCAGAGUCCUCUGGGUCAGGCAUGUCAUCGCCCUCCAAAUGCAUGGACAGAAACAUGGAGAAUGGUACUGACUAUGGGUUCCUGGUGCGUCAGAACUCUGAACUCUUGCGGGCUCUCGAUGAGCUGGAGAAGACUUGUACCACACUGAGGGAGGAGAAUGGCCUGCUGCGGAAGAGCAGCGCCCCAGAGACUGAGGAGAAGGUCAGACGGUUGAGGAGAAAGAACACAGAGCUGGCUGUUCUUGCUAAGAGGCUGGAAGAGAGGGCUCGAAAACUGCAGGAGGCCAACCUCAAAGUGGUGAAUUCCCCGUCACUGAUGAGACCCGGGUCAGUGGAACAGUACAAGAGGGCGUUUGCCCGUCAGCGAGCUCGUGACCUCGCCCAGCACGCCGAUGCACUGCUGUCUAAGGACAAAGAGAUUGCUGCCCUACAGCAAGAGUGCAGAGAGCUGGAGGCACGGCUGGGCACCACUAAGGGCUCCCCUGUUCCAUCUGGCAGAGUGGAAUUUGAGAGGCUUCUCAGGGAGUCUCAGAGGGAGGUGCUGCGGCUCCAGAGGCAGCUGUCGGUCACAUCAUCCAGACAGAAGCACGACCAUAGCCCCGACCCUGGUGGCCCAGAGAAGUGUGGGGAAACUGGGAAGGAGGAGGGGGAAGAGAAGGUUGUAGAAGAGACCCCGAGUGUGGUAUUAGAUGAAGCUCCAUCCAGGUGUGAGAAGACUCCCGGAGAGGAGGAGGAGUCGUGGCUGCGAGUGACGCCCCAACCGGGCCUUAGCCCGAGCCCCUCCCAUCAGGAGGAACGCACAGAGGAGCAGCGCCUACAGUUUCUGGAAAGUGAGCUGAGCAAGAAGAGAAAAGAAUGUGAAAACCUUGAGCAUGAAGUAAAGAAGCGACAGAAGAGAUGUCUGGAUUUGGAGAGCCAGCUUGAGGAUGAGCGAGGCAAAAAUGAGCAACUAAAGGAGGAGGCAAAUCUCCUCAGGAGGAAGGCACAGCUGCUCGACCAGACUCGGGCUGAGAAUGAGGAGCUGAGGGAAGAUCUCUCUGAAGUGACCGCUCAACACAAUUCAGUUCUCGAGGAGAACCAGAGACUCCGUGCCAAACUGGAGAACCUAGAGCAGGUCCUAAAGCAUAUGCGAGAGGUCGCCGAGCGAAGGCAGCAGCUGGAAUUGGAACAUGAGCAGGCACUGGCUAUCCUUAAGUUCAAACAGGAUGAAAUCAAACGGUUACAGCGGGCUCAGUUAUUCGCCAAGAGGGAGCAUGAAGGAGUGGUUCAGAUGCUGGAGGAGUUGACUCAGCUUGUGUUGCGGAGGGAGCUGUCAAAGGUACGAGAGCUGGAGGACAAAUGUCGCAGCCAAAGCGAACAGUUUGGCUUGCUGUCCCAAGAGUUGGAGAAGUUCCGACUGCAGGCCUCGAUGGUGGACCUGGCCAGCUCUAGCCUCCUUAACAAUCCUGGCCUCUCUGUUCUGACCAAUGGGGUGGGCCUGACUGCUGAACGAGAUGUGGCCACUGCUCUGCGGAUGGGGGCCACCCCCCACGCCGCAGGGCUGUCCAGGGUGGAGCGCUCGCCUGUCACCAAGCAUCGAGAGCUGCCCACCAUCAGUGUCAGCAAGUCAGGCUCUUCCUCCAGCAAGUCGGAAACCACACACCUCACCCCCAAGUCUGACACCCACCUCAGUCCGCACAAAUCAAGCCCAACACAUGAGUCCUCUACUUCUGCAUUGUGUUGUUCUCAGGUGGACACUGCCAGUGAAGUAGAAGAGCUUGACAUUGACGUAGCCCCGGCACCUUACACAGCCAGCAGAGGAGCAGCAAAGCUUCAGGUUUUCAUUGCAAGAUACAGCUAUAAUCCAUAUGACGGCCCCAAUGACAACCCUGAAGUGGAGCUUCCACUCACUGCUGGAGAAUACAUCUAUGUGUAUGGAGACAUGGAUGAUGAUGGCUUCUAUGAAGGUGAGCUGAUGGAUGGACGGAGAGGGCUGGUCCCCUCUAACUUUGUGGAACGUGUAUCGGACGACGAUGUCAUGAGCACUCACCAUCCAGAGACAGGGGACAUGUCACAUAACUCCCUGCUAGACAGCAGCUUGCACAGUGCCAGCCACCAGCAUCACCUCCACAUGGGCGUCAGCGCCUCAGAAAGGACAGAAGCCUCUGCUGCCUCUGGCCCUGCCUCAGCCCCUUCAGAUUCAGCAUCGGCCUUGGCUGUCCCAGCCCCCCUCACCAACGGCCUGGACUUGGAUUUGGAGGAGGUGGGAGUGGACAUUGUGCCUUACCCACGUAAGCUCACCCUCAUCAAGCAGCUUGCCAAGAGCAUCAUCAUCGGCUGGGACCCUCCGUUGGUGCCGGCUGGGUGGGGCAAUGUGUGGAGCUAUAAUGUGUAUGUGGACCAGGAGCUGCGGCUCAAUGUGCCCUUCGGUUCCCAGACCAAAGCGGUGUUGGAGCGGCUAGACAUAAACCUCAAGGCCUACCGUGUGUCAGUGCAAAGCCUAACAGAGAAGGGCCUCUCAGACCAGCUGCGCUGCAGCAUGCUGGUCGGACGGGAUGUUUCUGUGGCGCCCACGCAGCUCCGCGUGGACAGGGUCACCGCCACCUCUGCCAACCUGACCUGGCUGCCCAGCAACAGUAACUAUGUGCACAUUGUGUCCUUGAAUGACGAGGAGUGUGAGCUGGUGAAGGCUGGCUGCUGCUCGCUGUGCCUCAAUAACCUCUUGCCCAGCCUGCAGUACACAGUCAAAGUGGAGGCACGGCCGCACCGCACGCCAUGGGAGUUACCUGUGGAGCGACGUGAACACAGAAGCGCUACAAUCACCUUCACCACACUGAUGGCAGGUCCCCCUGAUGCUCCUCUGGAUGUACAACUGGAGCACGGUCCCUCCCCGGGGAUCGCCCUCAUCAGCUGGCUGCCAGUCACUAUAGAUGCUGCUGGGACCUCCAACGGAGUCCGAGUCACUGGGUACACUAUAUAUGCUGACAAGAAAAAGGUGCUGGAGGUGUCUUCCCCAACAGCCGGCAGUGCCCUGCUGGGCCCUUCUCAGAUCCAUUCCCUGCUGGCAGCUCAGGAGCUUACUGUCCGCACCAUGUCCGCCCACGGGGAGUCCUGUGACUCUUUGCCAGUCGAUGUGCCCUCCAAGCUGGCCGCCAUCAUGGCAGGUCCAGCUGUCACCCCCCCAGUUGUGCCACCCUUAUCCUGCACCCCUGCAGGUUCCAGUAACCCGCACUCACCGAUGCCCUACGGGAACUCUGCUGCCAAAGUCUCCAUGUUGCCCAGCAUUUUGCCAUCGGACAUGCACAUCACUGGCCUCACAGAGGAAGCUGCUGCCAACCCUCCUCAUGCUCUCUACUCAGAAUAUCUUCUCUCAUCUGCCUCAUAUGUGAAGGCCUGGGCCAACCCCUCAUCUGCUGCUGCCUUGGCUGCGUGUGAGGCCACAUCACCAGAAGUCUCCACCAUCACACCAGUGGUUAAUGUGACCUCCCCCACCACCUCAGCACCUCAACCAUCUCCAGUAGCAGCACCAGCACCUGCACAAGCACAAGUAACAGCAGCAGCAACAGUGCUGGAGCAACUCAGAGACACAGACAGCCCUGGAGCGAUACGUCCGUUCCCUUCUAUCACAGAGUUCAUCGAGGACCCCAGUGCCAAGCUCAGGACCCCUGAGCGUAUCCCUAGUCCACCCAAAGUCCCGUUCACAGACUUCCUUAACCCUGAAGACACUAACCUCCUCCGACCCCCCUGCCCUUCACCGCUGGAGUCAGAGGUAGAAGAGGAGCAAGAGAAUACCCGCUUGGUGUCCAUUGAGGAGUUCUUGAGACAGGACCAAGAGCCAGCGUACUGUAGCAGGCAGCAGAGCUACAGCAGAGGGCUCGUGGAGCCUCCCAGUGACUACCACGCAGACAACAGCCGUUCAGAUCUGUCUGACAUCCUGGAGGAGGAGGAGGAGGACCUUUACUCUGACCACCUCGGAGAAGCACAGGCCAGGGGCUACACUGUUGGAGCUAAUAGGUCAUGCAAGUCAGAGCCUUCAGACAGUGAUGAGGAGGUUCUUGAGAGGAUCCUUAAGUUGCCUCCUCAGGUCUCCAAAAGCAAGCAGCUGUUCAUUAUUCCUGAGGUGACGGAAGAAGAAGAUAGCAGUCAAGAAGAGCCUUCAAUCCACCAUAGUCAGCCUCGGCUCAGGCCCAGCCCCCUUCACCCCAGAGACUCAGAACGCCUCCACCAUGCCCCACAGCAUCACCCGCAUCACCCUAACCCACACCCAAACAUUCCCCCUCACCAUCACCACUUCAACAGGGAUCCUAGAUCCCUAACCCAAGAGCCUUUACUCAGGCACGGACCCCUGCAGGUCAAGCCUAAGACACAGCACAGGGUGCACUACGCAGACACAGUUGACACCAUCAGUUAUCCCGAACAAGACAUGAGUUUAUAUGAUGGUCCCACCAGCAGGCGGGCCUCAGCCCGCUGUCCUCCCCAACCGACCCCAAACAGCAAGGAAAGAGUACUGCUCAGAGGGCUAGGGGACCGCCUUAGGAGGGAGGCCAUGCUCAGGAGUCAGAUGGCUGUCACUGCAGCAGCCAACCCUGGCUAUGGUCCAACCCCGCCAAGACCCUACCCAGUCAGCAAAACAGUAAGGACAAUGAGGUCACCUAUUAGUCGCGGGUUGGAGAUCGACGUGGAAUACGGCACAGACGACAACGAGGAGCCUGUGGAGUACAGUCCCGGGGAGGUGGUGGUGGAGCAGAUGAGCUCCGAGUGGUGGGUGGAGGGGGCUCAAAUGGAGCCCUGCAGACCUUCUCUCCGCCGCGGGCUGAAGGCUGAUCUACUGGAGCCAAGUCAAAUCCCUCCAGCUGAGAAAGGUCCGUUGCGGGGAGCCCAGGCCGAGCUCUCUUCUAAACCAGUGUGCUUGCAGGCCAGGCAACUCAAAGGUGGUGUUGAUUCAUCAAAGAUAAAAGGAGACAGUGACAUACGCAUCUUCGUGGCCCUCUUCCCUUAUGAUCCUGCCACCAUGUCACCCAAUCCUGAUGCUGCUGAGGAAGAGCUGCCCUUCACUGAAGGACAGAUCAUCAAGGUUUACGGAGAUAAAGACUCAGACGGGUUCUACCGAGGAGAGUCUGGUGGUCGUCUGGGCUUUGUGCCAUGUAACAUGGUGUCUGAGAUCCAGGUGGAGGAUGAGGAGACCCGCCUGCAGCUGCUGCAGCAGGGCUUCUUGUCCACAGCGGCCUCCAUGGAAAAGAUAGAUCCCAGCCAGACUCCCACCGCUGCUGCUGCGGGGAACCCAGCACCAGGAGCUCGCAGGAUGGUCGCCAUCUUUGAUUAUGAUCCACGAGAGAGCUCCCCCAACACUGACAUAGAGGCUGAGCUGACCUUCAGUGCAGGAGACAUCAUACAUGUGUUUGGUGACAUGGACGAAGAUGGCUUCUUCUACGGAGACUUGAAUGGACACAGAGGCUUAGUACCCUCCAACUUCCUGCAGGCCUUACCAGAAGAUGCUCCAGUAGAACCUCUCUCUGCUCAGCCUGCACCAGAACCCAGGAAAGAAUCACAGGGUACCCGGACUUCUUCUACAGAGCCUCAACAUCCAGGGCCCUCAACAUUAGAAGAGGCUUUGCACCGCCAAACAGAACCUCUCCCUGACCCAAUAGAGGUCACAGACCUGCGACCCAAACUGGCACCCACUGCAAGCCCCACGUCAGACCUUGACCCCGGUCCAGGUCCAGCUCCAGAUCCAGCUUCAGGUCCAGCUCCAGCUGCAGCAGAGGCCUGCUGCUCCCCUCCAGCCCCCCUUCCAGCAGCCAGCCUGACACAGACAGACUGUUCUGCACAAGGCAAGAAGAAGAAAGGCUUUUUCUCCAAAGGCAAGAAGCUGUUCAAAAAGCUGGGAUCCAGCAAGAAAGAAUGAGAGUCAGGACAUCUGACUCCAAAUACGUCCAAAAUUCGCGUCACAUUGAAAGCACUUUUUCUAUCUUCACUGUUAGUCUCAGUUGGUAGUCAGCGUGGUCAGUGGCUAUCAGAUCCUUUAUAAAUUAUGGAUUUGCCUUAGAGCACUGCAAGACCGGCUGUUCAAUUUAGACUUUACUUUAAAACAUCAACAUACAGCUUACAGUAACACAAGAGCAUGUAGAAGUGCAUGCAGAAGUGUGCAAACUCACAAAUAUAUUCUCUAAAUACUUCCUAAUUAUCUAAGCGUAAGCAAAUGUUUAGCUCAGUAAAGGCUUUAAUGCUUGGUAUAAAACACUUAGUUAGUCCCCAAUGGAUCAGGUUCAUUUAGAGAACUCUGAUAUAGAGCGAUGUUGGACAGCAGACCAGACUUCAGCCCAGCUCAGACACGGCUAAUUAAACAUUAGCUUUAAUGCUCAUGUACUGGUGCCACUUUAUUUAUUUGAAGCAAGCGAACAGAAGCAGCAGUCCCUCUCUUCCUCUGUGUGACUAUAAUGCACUAUCCAUUCUGAAUGGAUGUAUUUUAAAUAUCUCUCUGCUUGUCCCUCACAUGCGUUUCUUGUCUUCAAGAGUAUUUAUACAGCACUUUGUACAGAACAUGUUAUUUAUUUGUAUCAGACUCUUGCCCUAAUCAUCACCACAUUGCAUGAAGUAACAUAAGGGCAGGAGGUUAGUUAUAUAGAGCUGUCAGAGACAGUGAUGAGCCACUUUGUUAUGUGUAGUUUUAAUUUAAUGUAAUUGGGGUUUGAGGUUAACAGUCAAGGUAUUUAUUGAAGUUGAACAUACUGGUAAAUAUAAAGAAUGUGAAGGGGGGCCCUUCUUGUGGGUGUGUGGGUGGGUUGGUGGUGGGUUAAGGUAAAGCUGCCCAGUCCACUGGUGAGACUGAAAACAAAUGCCUUUUUUCAGACAUUAACGCGGAAACUCUACUCCUGAUGUUUGUGACAACCGUUGCACCUGGCCUAAAUGUUGCGGACAACAUAUUUUCUGUCUGUGUGUGAGUGUGUGAGAGAGAGACCUGCUGCGUGUGCAGAAAUGAUGUAGUGUCUAGUGAUCGGUAGGCUGCUCUGUUAGCUAAUAGGGCUGCAACUGAUGAUUAUUAUAAAAUCAUUAUCCAUUCCUAGUUUUUGGAUUAAUAAUUUGAGCUGUAAAACAAAUGGCCGUCGCAGUUUUCUUACAGCCCAAGAUGGUCAUCAAGGGUCUUCAGAUCCAGAUCAAAACUCAAAAGAUAUUUGAUUUACUAAAAUGGAAGACAAGGAAAAUCAGCAGAUUCUCACACUUGAGAACAUAAAUCCAUCAAACAUAAAUAUUGUGUGUAUAUGAAUGGAUAGAGGAGAAUAUUGACCAUGUGGAUAGACGUUGUGAGCCUUAUUACUAUCUAAAAAAACCCAUCUAUAUUUGAACAACAUGAAAAAAGUUAAUAUUAAUGGAUUUUCUCACUCCUAUUCUUGUUAUGGAACUAGAGUUCUAAUAACUUGAUAUGAAGAGGAAGUACAAUGUUGCCAUGCAGUCAGUUAGCUGUUAGCUAACUUCAGCCCUGUUGACAUAUUGACACUAUUAAUAAUAUGUUUGUAUCUUUCCUAUGGAUGUACAGACAACUAUCACUAGAUUACUUAGAUUAGAGUGAAGCUGUGUCCUGAUUGCGGGUUACACCGAUAACCACAGCAGCCUGAUGCUAAACACACAGUCUGUAAGCUUGUGGGAUACAGUGGGGUUUGACCGGCGCAUGUUGGGUGUUUUUACAUAGAACACAGCGAACAGGAACAUAACAACUGCAAUAAGUUUUUUUUUAUCUUUUCUUUUGCCUCCAUGUUAUAAAGAAGCUCAACGUGUGUGUGUGUGUGUGUGUGUGUGUGUGUGUGUGUGUGAAUAUUGGGUGAGACCGGCUACACGGUGUUCCAACAUCUUCAUCAGCCCACGCAGUGUAGUGGUGAUUUGUUUAAAGCAACUUGAGCAAUAUAGUGUAUUGUGUACUGCAAUGCUAGAACUAAAAUAGAGCCAUUCUCUAUCUUUUAAUGGUUUGUGACCGUUUAGCUUUGAACAAGUAUUUUGUUUUGAUGUGACUACGUGGACCAGGCCUUAGCAUUCAGUUUGUUAGUCGGUUACAACGCAUGCAGUGAUCGUUCACUCGCUCUGAUUGGAUCUUUUAUCUGUGUGACACAGGGCUGUUAGGUAACUUCUCAGGUUUUCACUUGUAGUUUCUUAUUAACGCUGAGCCACCUGUUGACUCUGGCUGUCAAGAACUGCAGAAUAUGCCAAACUCUUAGGUGCUUUGCCUGUUACCAUAGCUAUGAGAGACCCAGCAUCCGGCAGCAUGGGGACAUUCGGCGGACUGUAAUCUGGGUCAAAGCGUUUGAAGAGGGUUGUUUUGAAGAUCAGACCUGCUUUCACUCACGUUGAAGUUUUAACACGUGGGUAGAUGGAGUCACACCUGAUCACACAAGUUGGAGGCACAUUUUGUUUUUCUUUAAUGUCAUGAUUGUUUGAAUUGUUUCGUCAGUGUUACAUAAAGGGAGCAUGAUGAUGCCAAGAAUAAAAGGGAGGUGAGAACAACAAAGACACUUUAGAUGUGAGAGUAGCCGGGAUAGAGGCAAGACUGAGGCUGUACUGUAUGUAUUGUUUUAUUUAAGCUUAUUUUUUUUUUUUUUUAAGGGCAGAGGGAGGGUGGACACUCAAAAGUUGCCGAAAUGUACAGCGAAUAUUUGUACUGAUCUUGUAUUUGACGGCCUUUAAUGCACAAGUAUUCCUCUACCUGCUGUGUAGUGAGUAGGCAGCUCCACUGUUGACUGAUUAGGACCUAGACCCAUAUAGGUAGUGUUUUAGCUCAGUUGAUCAUAUUUAGCCUUACAAGAAGACCUUGUUUAGUCUUAAUAUGUUGUUUACAGGAUGUUUAUUGAUUGCAUGCAUACCAAUGUUAUACCCAUGUUCGGCCUUAUUUAUGUUACUGUCAUAUUUGUGUUUUUCUAGGCUGACGAGUCUACAAUAUUCGACUUGUAGAUUGUCAGUGCAGUGGAAAGGACUCAGUAGGAGCUGUCUGUAUAUAAUGGACAGCGUUGGGUCUUGUGAGAUAUUUUCAUACAAUGCGGGACACUUCUUUAUUUAGGUUUUUUUUUUGUCUUUCCUGACCUGAAUUCAUUAUUUGAAACCAGUGGAAGAUUUACCUUUUUAUAUAUUCAUGUUUUUAUUACCCUUUUGGAAGCUCAUCUGUAAAUAUUUUUGUUAAUAUUGUUUUUCAGAUUUUUGUUUUUGUUUGUUUGGGGGGAGGGGUUUGUUUUGUUUUGUUUUUUUUGUUGUUUUUUUUGCAUGUCCGGGCAUUGUCAAUGGAGGAACAGUAACUAAAGAUGUAGUGCACAGAGGACUCGUUGACUUGAAAUUGUGAUGGUUUCUUUCACUAUGGAUCUUUUUACAGGAAUAAAGUAUGUAUAUUUUCACAGAAAACACGU